UCAUCCCUGUCACGUUCUGCCGCUUCUUUCUGGUGAUUCUGACUCCGUGUUCCUAUCGUGGAUGAAUGGUGAAUGAUCGGGAUACCGGUGACUGAUCUGAAAAUCAUGCGGUUUUGUGAGAUCCAUGCGGAAUAAAGGAGUGGACCAACACUGCGCGUUGGCCGAAACGGAUUAAGCGCGAACAGGUGGAGAAGCGGUCAAGGGCGUUCCCCGUCUCCCCGUGGAGCCUUGAAAAAUGGCUAUGGCCGAAGAGUCGGUCGACCAAGAAGAGCGGAUCGUAAUGACCCCCAGAAAGAAGGGUGUUGGUCACACGUGUAUCGCUGUCGAGAGGUUGAAGCAGGUAGACACCUCGAAAGCGGUUCAUGUCGCUGGAGGCCAACAUCAGGGCAUUAUCAUCAAUAAGGAAAACCAGAUUGCAAACGGAGCUGAUGAAGUUCCGCAACUGUGGUUGGAAUUCAAAGUAUUCCUGAAAAACGCUUCUGACAACACUCAUUCGCAAGAGAGUCGAUUGUUGAAGUUCUGGUUCAAAGAGGGUACGACAGAGAAAACACAAAUGCAUCUUGCUCAGGAUUUCUUCAAGGAACUCGUAUCCCCUUGCGAGUUCCCACGUGACUAUGUGGGCUUCAUAAAGAAAAUUAUGAAACUUCUGCAGAAUCGGUAUCCAGACAUGAGGAAGGUGGAGGUGGAGCUGAAGCAACUGGAGACCCAGACCGAUCAAAACUCCAUAAGUGACUCUUCUUCUCUAGUUGGCUUACUGGAAGAAUCCAGGGUGGAAUCGACGACCAUCACCAUCGAGCGCGUUCUCGAAAUCAUUGAGCGCGCCUAUCCGAACGCCGUGAGCAUCGAGGACAUCGCAAAGGAUUCUGUCACGCAAGAGGAGACGGUGAGAGCUUUCAUAUCGGAACUCACCUCUCGCGGAGUUAUCAGACCGACCGAAGAUGGUUCUCUGUUUACUCGGGUCACCAGGGACGAGCAUAAGGUGAAACGGGUCCGCCAAAUGCCCGCAGUCACUCGCCAGCAACAACCGACGAUCGCUAUCAUAACAGCACAGUUCUGCGAAAAAGUUGCCGUUGAUGCAAUGAUAUCCGACAAGAACACUUUCGUCAGGUUCAAAACCGAAGGGGAAUCGAACGUCUAUACCCUCGGGAAUAUUGGUUGCCAUCGGGUCGUUGCUACGAAACUACCGGCUGUUGGACAUCAACGAGGGGCGAUGAUCGCUGCGGGAAAUACUACCACGAGACUUCUGGGUACAUUCCAGAACGUUGAUCACGUAAUCCUCGUCGGAUGCGGAGGGGGUGUACCCCAUUUCACCGAUCACACGAAGCAUGUUCGCUUAGGAGACGUGGUCGUCUCUGAUAAACCAGCUGGAAUAGACCGGAAUAAUUAUAUCUACAUGUUCGCUGAAAAGAUAAAAACUUCGCCGAACGAAGACAGAUCUCCCUCACCACCCGGCUCGUUCAACUUGAAAACAUGGCUACCUCCCGAAGAUAAGCUUCAGCGAGCCGCUCACCGUGUCAUCGAAGAGAAUGUCGCAUGGGAGGACUAUAUAGCCGAAGGCUUCAAGCAGCUGCAGAAAACUGCCGCUCAUUCAGACGAGGAGAAUGAUUUCAUGCGCCCUCCAGACGAGAGCGACAAACUAUUCAUGGGCAUCGGAGGCAACGACGUGAUCGAGGUGGGUCACCCUUGCGCCCCACCGGGAGCAGCGAACUCCCGGGUACCGGGACAUCCAUCUGUUCAUUUCGGAGCGGUGGCAUCGGGUGGGAUGGUGGCUCUCGACGAUGCACAGCGACAAGAGUUCGCGUCGCAGCAUGGAAUUCUCGCUUUCGAUAGCGAAUUCAAUAGCGUUGUUGAGUCCGUUUACGGUAAUCGGAAAGACAAUUAUCUCGUCCUGCGCGGCGUAGCCGACUACAGAGAUGGAACGAAACGGAAGGAUUGGCAAGCCUACUCCGCUCUUGUAGCCGCCGCCUACAUGAGAGCAGUUGUCGAGAACCUUUAUUGAGGGAUCUUGACAGGCGAUUCUGAGCUCCUCAUCACACAUAUUUUCAAUUCGAACCGCCAUUCUCAAACUCACCGGCACCUUCGAUUGCACUCUUUCCUGAUCAGCGUCGGAUGCGGCAGUCGCAGAAGAGCGGGUUGCUCCGUGCCUGGCGACUGAUCGAAUGGAUGAUUUCUACCACAUGCGAGGGUCGCUACAAUUUCGACGUCUCGGAGCGGUGAACUUAGCUCAGAAGUUUGCAGUGUCCGGACCUCCCGCAUUCUCCGGAGCCGAUC
This is a messenger RNA of Galendromus occidentalis (western predatory mite), 2271 nucleotides long. RefSeq lists its product as uncharacterized. Gene Ontology annotation, biological process: nucleoside metabolic process. The record is from RefSeq and is a predicted model, not a curated record. The transcript has 14 exons. Lineage: Eukaryota; Metazoa; Arthropoda; Arachnida; Mesostigmata; Phytoseiidae. Gene Ontology annotation, molecular function: catalytic activity. The coding region runs from base 236 to 1999 and encodes 587 amino acids.